This is a messenger RNA of Chironomus riparius, 1587 nucleotides long. NCBI's taxonomy places the organism in Eukaryota, Metazoa, Arthropoda, Insecta, Diptera, Chironomidae. The record is from the annotation of a GenBank genome assembly.
AGGUCUCUACCCAAAUUGAGCAGUCAAGAAGAUGAAGGGGGGGCGGGACAUCAGUUCGGUGGUGGUCUAAACCACUUCGAACCGAUUCCACACGAUCACGAUUUUUGCGAAAGAGUUGUUAUUAAUGUUAGUGGUUUAAGGUUCGAGACGCAGUUAAGAACGUUAAACCAAUUUCCGGAUACGUUAUUGGGUGAUCCGGAGAGGAGGUUACGAUACUUUGAUCCGUUGCGGAAUGAAUAUUUUUUUGAUCGGAAUAGACCAAGUUUUGAUGCGAUACUUUACUACUAUCAAAGCGGCGGUCGAUUGCGGAGACCAGUGAAUGUACCUUUAGAUGUAUUUAGUGAAGAAAUAAAAUUUUAUGAAUUAGGUGAACAAGCAAUUAACAAAUUCAGAGAGGAUGAGGGCUUCAUUAAGGAAGAGGAGAAGCCUUUGCCUGAAAAUGAAAACCAAAAGAAAGUGUGGCUGCUAUUCGAGUAUCCGGAAAGUUCGCAAGCGGCCAGAGUCGUAGCCAUAAUUAGUGUAUUUGUUAUUCUUUUAUCAAUUGUUAUUUUCUGUCUAGAAACUUUACCCGAAUUUAAACAUUAUAAGGUGUUCAAUACAACAACAAAUGGCACAAAAAUUGAGGAAGAUGAGGUACCUGACAUAACAGAUCCCUUCUUCCUAAUAGAAACGAUAUGUAUUAUAUGGUUUACAUUCGAACUUAGUGUCAGGUUCCUUGCUUGUCCGAAUAAGUUAAAUUUCUUCAGGGAUGUUAUGAAUAUAAUCGAUAUUAUCGCAAUCAUUCCUUAUUUUAUUACAUUAGCAACUGUUGUCGCUGAAGAAGAAGAUACGUUAAAUCUUCCCAAGGCACCAGUUAGUCCACAGGACAAGUCAACGAAUCAGGCUAUGUCCUUAGCAAUAUUGCGGGUGAUACGUUUAGUUCGAGUGUUUCGAAUAUUCAAAUUAUCUAGACAUUCGAAAGGAUUACAAAUUUUAGGAAGAACUUUAAAAGCAUCGAUGCGAGAAUUAGGCUUACUUAUAUUUUUCCUAUUCAUAGGUGUUGUCCUAUUCUCAUCGGCCGUAUAUUUUGCUGAGGCUGGCACUGAAAUGUCAUUCUUUAAAUCCAUACCGGACGCUUUUUGGUGGGCUGUUGUUACAAUGACCACUGUUGGUUACGGGGAUAUGAGACCGGUUGGUGUGUGGGGAAAGAUUGUUGGAAGUUUAUGUGCCAUUGCUGGUGUGCUGACCAUCGCGUUACCUGUUCCCGUUAUCGUGAGCAAUUUCAAUUACUUCUAUCACCGUGAGACGGAUCAAGAGGAAAUGCAGAGUCAGAACUUUAAUCAUGUUACUAGUUGCCCGUAUCUGCCAGGAACCUUAGGUCAACACUUAAAGAAGGCAUCACUUUCUGAGUCCUCAUCGGAAAUGGAUUUGGAAGAUGGUGUAGAAUCGACGCCUGGCUUAAUAGGUGAUCAAACUCGUAUUGUUCCGUUUUUAGGAGCGCAUAAUUUAAAUGAUAAGCAACAGCAGAACUGCUGUAAACCGAGUGGACAAAAUCUACAGCAACGACACAAUAGCGCUUUAGCCGUCAGUAUCGAGACAGAUGUCUGA